This is a messenger RNA of Pan troglodytes (chimpanzee), 455 nucleotides long. Its product is annotated as small ribosomal subunit protein bS18m-like. The coding region runs from base 18 to 443 and encodes 141 amino acids. Gene Ontology annotation, cellular component: mitochondrial small ribosomal subunit; ribosome. The record is from RefSeq and is a predicted model, not a curated record. The transcript has a single exon. Gene Ontology annotation, biological process: mitochondrial translation. Lineage: Eukaryota; Metazoa; Chordata; Mammalia; Primates; Hominidae. Gene Ontology annotation, molecular function: small ribosomal subunit rRNA binding; structural constituent of ribosome.
GCAGAACCAAGACUGCUAUGGUUGCUGUUUGCGGUGGUCUAGGGAGGAAGAAGUUGACACACCUGGUAAUGGCUGCUGUCAGCCUUACACAUCCCGGGACUCCCAUGGUGCUUUCGAGAAGGGGUUAUUCACAAUAUAAACAGGUAUCCAGCAUUGAGGACCUGCCCACUCCAAUGGAAAACCCUUAUAAAGAAUCUCUUAAGAAGUGUGUCUUGUGUGGAAAGCAUGUAAAUUAUAAGAAUGCACAGCUUUUGUCCCAGUUUGUUUCUCCAUUUACUGGAUGCAUUUAUGGAAGGCACGUUACAGGUCUUUGUGGGAAGAAACAGAAAGAAAUCACAAAAGCAAUUAAGAGAGCUCAAAUAAUGGGGUUUAUGCCAGUUACAUACAAAGAUCCUGCAUAUCUCAGGGAUCCUAAAGUUUGUAACAUCAGAUAUCAGGAAUAAAUUCUAUCACAU